Messenger RNA from Oryza brachyantha (malo sina), 1332 nucleotides. Its product is annotated as probable aquaporin PIP2-7. The record is from RefSeq and is a predicted model, not a curated record. Lineage: Eukaryota; Viridiplantae; Streptophyta; Magnoliopsida; Poales; Poaceae. Gene Ontology annotation, biological process: transmembrane transport. Gene Ontology annotation, cellular component: plasma membrane. The transcript is spliced from 3 exons. Gene Ontology annotation, molecular function: water channel activity. Bases 160 to 1029 code for a protein of 289 amino acids.
AAGCAGUGAAUCGUAAGGAAAGAAUCCCCGCCAAAUAUCUUGUUUCUCCUUCCCGGCAAGAAUGCUAUCCUCUCUUGCCUAUUUAAACCUCGCCUCUUGCGUUGUCGUCUUCGCGGGAGGAAGAGGAAGAAGAAGAGGGAGGAGUAGUAGGAGACAAUAAUGGCGUCGAAGGAGGAGGUGGCGGUGGAGACGGCGGAGGGGGGAGCGCCGGCGAAGGCGCCGUACUGGGACCCGCCGCCGGCGCCGCUGCUGGACACGAGCGAGCUGGGUAAGUGGUCGCUGUACAGGGCGCUGAUCGCGGAGUUCAUGGCGACGCUCAUCUUCCUGUACGUGAGCAUCGCGACCGUCAUCGGGUACAAGAACCAGAAGGCGACGGUGGACACGUGCACCGGCGUCGGGUACCUCGGCGUGGCGUGGUCGUUCGGCGCCACCAUCUUCGUCCUCGUCUACUGCACCGGCGGCGUGUCGGGGGGCCACAUCAACCCGGCGGUGACCCUGGGCCUCUUCUUCGGGAGGAAGCUGUCGCUGGUCCGCACGGUGCUCUACGUCGUGGCGCAGUGCCUCGGCGCCAUCUGCGGCGCCGGCAUCGUCAAGGGCAUCAUGAAGCACCCCUACAACUCCCUCGGCGGCGGCGCCAACACGGUCAGCGACGGCUACACCGCCGCCGGCGCCCUCGGCGCGGAGAUCGUCGGCACCUUCAUCCUCGUCUACACCGUCUUCUCCGCCACCGACCCCAAGCGCACCGCCCGCGACUCCUUCAUCCCCGUGUUGGUGCCGCUGCCGAUAGGGUUCGCCGUGUUCGUGGUGCACCUGGCGACGAUACCGAUCACCGGGACGGGCAUCAACCCGGCGAGGAGCCUCGGCGCCGCCGUGCUCUACAACCAGCCCAAAGCUUGGAACGACCACUGGAUCUUCUGGGUGGGGCCGGUGAUCGGGGCGUUCGUGGCGGCGGUGUACCACAAGCUCGUGCUGCGCGGCGAGGCCGCCAAGGCGCUCAGCUCGUUCAGGAGCACCAGCGUCACGGCGUGACAGACGACGACGACGACGACGACGGUGUCCACGAGAGAUCUUGUUUGUUUAAAUUUAAUUUUAAAUACCAUGUCGAUCGUGUGAUUAAUCAAAUUUAGAUGCAUGCGUGCAUGCGCCAUGCAGUAGAAGAUAUGUAUGAUUGAUCUUGCGUAGUGCGUCUGUUCUUCGUGUUUGGGAGUGUGAUAUGAUCGAGACGACCGUUGGUUAAAAUAAGUGGAUCGAGUGCCGGUGUAUAUGCACGGUACGCCCUUGCUAUCUUGUAACAUUUGGAUUUUUCGGUAUUAGCAGAAAUAUUAUAUAUAA